Molecule: messenger RNA, 5242 nt
Organism: Cyprinus carpio (common carp)
Lineage: Eukaryota; Metazoa; Chordata; Actinopteri; Cypriniformes; Cyprinidae
Product: beta-lactamase-like protein 1
Source: RefSeq, a predicted model, not a curated record
CUUAGAAUCUGCAAGAUAUUAAUAGCCUAAAAAUGAAGACAAAGAGAAAAAAUAUCUUAAAUUGCAUGUUGUUGUUGUUGUUUUUUUAGUACUGCUCUGAAAAUGCCUGUUAGGCGUAUAAGCAGUUUGAAAGUAUACAUACCCUUGAGUUUCAUUAACUGAUUAUCCACGACUGUUUUUAUAUGUUUUAUGAUGUUUGUCCUGUGCAGUCCUAUUCUGCCCUCUGUUCAGAAGAAAAAUCUUAAUAUAUUGCCUUGAUGAAGGAGCUUUUAUUAAUUUCCUUUUCUUUUUCCCUCAUUGCAGCUCUAUAUCUGACAGCCCCCAGUUGCCUCUUUAAUUUCAGUCGUUAACAAUUAUGUUCUUUUACUUUAUGCUGCAGUAUAAAGGCUUUUCACCAAUCUCUUGAGCUUUCAAAAAUUUAGAAGCCUAUGAACUCGUGCUUGAAUUUUAAUUACAUCUCCCAAUUAUAUGCAAAAGUGGAAACUUCAUUAUUUGCGUUGAAACUUACUUCUCUCACAAAUAGGCAUGCAAAAAUACUAACUUGUGCCACAACAACCACACAUGGAUCUGUCCAUCUUCUAUUUUUGUUCAUUGGACAUGGCUGUAGUUGGCUUCGAAUUAUAUUUUCACACAUCAUAGAUUCUAUCUUUAUCAAUCAUUUGGAACAAAGAGCCCAGCCAGCCGUUGUUGUGUAAUUGUGUUCAAGGAUUGAUGGCCAUUAUCAAACUACACAAACAUGCAGAAUUCAUUAUAUGAUCUGUUUUCAUCUCUAUCCACCUGUAAAGUGAGCCAGGAGAGGAAAAUAAACCCCAGAGCAAACAGCAGGCAAUCAAAUCAUUCACCAGAAUUCUCAUAUAUUUUUUUAGCAGUGCAUCCCUGGCAAGACAAUUAAGUCAAUGAGGACAAUCAUGGGGAUGCGUAAAACCAUCCAUGUGACUUGGGGAUAAAAAUCAUGAUUGAAUUGAACAGUCAUGACAAGUGGGAUGCAGGAGAACUAUGUGACACCCUGUGGAUAUAGCGCUUACUGUAGUUAUCAAUGAUGACACAUCAAUUUUCCCAAUUUGUAAUACCACAAUGUGGAAAUUAAUUUUCCAUCCUGUAUCCCACAUUACCUUCAAAUCAUGCUAUGCAUCAAAGCCUCUGUUUAGGUGAUCUGUCUGUCUAUAACAGCUGAUUGAAGUGAUUGGUUCUUGGCUAUUGGAAAUCCUUAAGUGAACUUGAAUGUCUUGUUAAAUGUAUUGGCUUAGUUCCAAGUGUGUAGAACAAUGGAGGUUUAAAGGGCUCUUGUGAAAUAUAUUUAAAAAAUCUCAUCAUAGCAAGCUUGAAUGUACCUACACAAUUUCUCUGAAGUAAUUAUGUCUUGUGUCCUUACUAUUUUCUGUUUUCAAACACAAGAAAGCAUUCAUGUCAUGCACUGCACACAAACUGAGAAGAAGAACAUUGGACAGUCAGUGGAAGACAACAUUAUUGGUCUAAAUAAAUAUAUUGUGCAUAUAUAUCCCUCACAAUACUUAUACAUUUUGGUCUAAUUUCCCAUUUGCUUUACUUUUAUGUUGUUUGCUUUUAUAUAAAUAUAGGGCUUCAUAUUUCUAGAAACAGAGAGCUUAUUUUAAAUUGUUAAAGAUUUAUAACUGCACUCCUAUCAAAGACAGUAAAAAUGAAAAGUGGUUUCAGAAUGAAUUGGAGCUUUGUGCAGUCACUUGCUUUCAGCCUUGUCAUAACCAGUUGAAUUGUACUUGUGGGUCUGAAUUAUAUUAGUUCAUCUCCAGAUGUCAGUGUAUAGCCUUUGUGGACUCACUUGGACCGCAAACAGGUAAGUUCAUCGAAACUUCAGCUGGACUUCUGCACAUACACUUGACUAGAUCUUGUUUUGUCUCAGUAAUUGCCACCCAUAGGGUUCUGAAACUAUCACUACUGAAUAGUUGAAAGUGUCAGCUCCUUUUAUUUCUUCUGGUCCUAAGUAAGAUUCACAGGUGGAAUACAUGAUAGUUGUAAAAUAAGUAUAUUUAGCAAAUAAGUAUGUUAGUAUUUUGCUUUCCUUUAUCACAUACUGCACAAAUACAUAUCAUCUUUUUUGUUCUGCAAAGGUGUAUGAUGGUGUAUGGUGAGUAAAUCUUGACAGAAUUGUUCUUUUAGAGUACAAUAUUGCCUGCAUGCAAUUGUAUUUCUUUAUAAAUCCACCCAGUUAUCCAACAACUCUGUCUAGCAAUGAAUUAAUCCACUUAUAUUGCAACUGAAAUCUAUUUAAUGAAAAGCAAAGUCAAGUGAAUGAACUAUACCUGAUAAAAACCUUUAAUAUUGUAUUAUAGUGUCAUUGUACCUUGCAUCUUGGUUUGGUAGUUUGUCCUCUAAUGCAAUGCAUUUAAUACGCUUUUAAUUGUGGCCUAAGUGUCCAAAUAAAAGCAGCAUUGCAUGCCAGGCCAUAUAGUAAUAUUGUCUGCUGUCUAACACUACAGCUCAAUCAUUGUGCUGCCCAUUCUCCACUGUUGGCAGAUGUUGCAGAUGGCAGAUAAUCCAGAAUCUUGGGUCUGAUGCAAGCUGGAUUUAUCCAUGGCCAUGAUACCAACAUCUGUCGUGACUUCACAGUAAGCUAGCUGAACACGAGAGAGCAUAUGAGAGUGUGAAUACUCCUUCAUCAUCAAAGAAGAAAAGUGUUCCUUAACCUCAAGUAAAGCAGAGAAAACAUGGGAGAGACGGGGAGCAAGGUGGUCUUGAGGGAGACAUCUGUUGAUGGAGUCCAGCCCCAGCCGACGCCAGCACUUGCCAUAGACGGGUUAACCAAAACCAGCAAGAUGAAGGUGAAAUGGACCCAACUGGGCCUGGUGUUUUUCUUACUGCUGUCCAUCAUCAUGACUUCUUGCUUCAUUUGGCAGUACCAGCUGCCCAAGUUAGUGCUAGAAAGUACUGGGGAAAGAUCCAAAUCUGUGAGAAUGUGCCCUCGCUUCCCAGAGCCCUCACCUCUUGAACACCCCAUCCCCUCUUUGAAGGAAGCUCUUGAGAAGGUUGAUGCACUUCUGCGCAAUAACAUCAACCCCAUCAGUCUGCCCUCAUUGUCAGCUAUUGUUACUUACAAUGACACAGUACUGUGGACAGGGAACUUUGGCAAGAAAAAUGGAAGUGAUCCUAACUCUGCACCACCAAAUGAAUACACCAUUUACAGAAUUGCCAGUGUAUCCAAGAUCUUUCCCACCCUGAUGCUGUAUCGACUGUGGGAAGAUGGCAAAGUGGGCUCUCUGGAUGACCCACUGGAGAAGUAUGUGGACAACUUCACCAUUAAAAACCCCUUGGGCAAAAGCAGAGACUCUGAGCUGAAAUACGUCACUGAUGGGCUGAUCUUCCUUGACAGCGGUGAGGUUCAAAUCCGAUCGUCCUCUGUAACAUUAAGAAGAAUGGCCAGUCAGCUUUCUGGUCUACCCAGAAGACUCCGUGGAACUAACUUACUGUGGAAAGGGAAGACCAAGGCUGCAAUCAACCUUCUGCAAGAUGAUGUGCUCGUUGCUGAUCCAGGGACCAAAUGUCACUACAGCAAUUUGGCGUUCUCUUUGCUCGCCCAUGUCCUAUCUGAAAAAGUUGUGGGUAUCAAUUAUCAGCGAUGGAUCAUGGAUAACAUUUUGGGCAGGCUAGGAAUGGAGGACACAGGGUUUGACAUCAACCCUGGUAUCCAAAGUCAAAUGGCUGUAGGUGUGUACACCAGUGGCCAAACAGCGCCUCUUUAUGACUUAGGUUGGUACCGCCCCUCGGGCCAGAUGUAUUCAACAGCUGCUGACAUGGCUAAAUUAUCAAUGAUGUUACUGGGAGCCUAUCACCGCAAGCUAUUGGAGCCUGACACUUUAAAAACUAUGCUAACCCCUCUGUUCCGCUGCGACAAAGACUACUUCGCCAACCGCACCGGAACACCGUGGGAGGUGAACGAACAGAUGGGAUAUGAAGUGCUUCGCAAGGAUGGUGAUCUAGAUGGCUACUCCGCUACAUUCUCUCUGUUGCCUCGGCUUAAGCUAGGAUUGGUGGUGCUAAUGACAGGCACACGGCCACAGAACCAGGAUAUGGUUUCAAAGGCCUACUCGUUUAUCAUUCCUGCCAUGGAGCGGGCCUUCAGGGAGGCCAGCCGGUUUCUUAUUCCUCCUCCCAGUCCUGCACCCUACGUCGGCUUUUACACUUAUGGCAACAUCACGUUUUAUGAGAUUAAAGCAGGGCCAGAUGGUGUCUUGAUCAUGCAGCAGUUUGGACCUCAAAUAGAAGAUCUCAUCCCUGAACGGUACCGGACCAUAAAAUUGAAUUACCUAGUGGACCGAGUCUUUAGAGUUGUGUUUGAGAAAGAAUAUCCUUGUGUGCUGCGUGUCAACACCGCGUCCGUGUCCCUCGAAGCUCAAGAUGGGCAGCUGUUUAACUUUUAUGUCUUUGACAAGAAAGGCGUGUCUCCUGGAUUCGAUGCUCCAGGGCUCAACACAUAUAAUGUGAUUAGAAUAUCCCGCAGACCUACAUUCUCUAACUGAGGAUGAAAUGGUUACUGAAAACUGUGCUCUGAGACACUGGGGGUUUAUAUACAAGCGAUUGAAUCAAAUCAAAACAGUGGUUACUGCUGUCAUUGUUUUUCCUAUAAUAGCUUGUUUACCCUGUGAAAUUUCAGCAUAACCUAUUUUUGCACAUACGUUCAUAUCCUUGUAUAUAUAUAUACAUAUAUGUCCUUACUUUUUCAUAUCCUUCCUGUAAAAUAUAUAUAUAUAGAGAGAGAGAGAGAGAGAGAGAGAAUAUAUAGUUAAAUAUAUAUAUAAACUUGCCAUUGUUUAUAAAUACCUUUUUGUACAGUUAGCAUCAUACAUAAAUUAUUAAAGCUAUUUCCUCAUUAUUAAUGAUCCAUGUGUGUGGGGGGUUUUGUUUGUUUGUUUGUUUGUUUGUUUUCAAGCAAAAUAACAUUAUUUGAAUAAUGAGCUCUUAUGGAGUUUAUCUCACUGGGUUUAUUUGUCUCACUAAAUCACUGUCACAUUUUUCUUUUCUAUGCUAUUGCAACUGAAUAUGCAGAAAUAAAUCCAGUCAGUGCUCUAAUAGUCUUUUAUGCGAAAUAAGCCUUGUUUUAUGUCCUGUUCUAUGUAGGAAUAUUAAUUUGAUGAUUAUUUAAAAGUUGAAACUGUGAAACUGUUGUGUUGGAGUUUUCUGAAAAAGAUUUGAGAAUGACAAUCAUUUUGAUAAAUAGCAUUGAAAGGUCAUUAUGCAUUCUCUAUCUUUUAGAGAUUUGUACUUGCAU